Prunus persica (peach) is the source of this 531-nucleotide messenger RNA. NCBI's taxonomy places the organism in Eukaryota, Viridiplantae, Streptophyta, Magnoliopsida, Rosales, Rosaceae. The record is from the annotation of a RefSeq genome assembly.
AUGGAUUUGCCCGGACCAAUACAUGAUUUUCUUUUAGUCUUUCUGGGAUCGGUUCUUAUACUAGGAGGUAUGGGAGUGGUAUUAUUUACCAACCCCAUUUAUUCUGCCUUUUCAUUGGGACUGGUUCUUGUUUGUAUAUCCUUAUUCUAUAUUCUAUUAAACUCCUAUUUUGUAGCUGCUGCACAACUCCUUAUUUACGUGGGAGCUAUAAAUGUUUUAAUCGUAUUUGCUGUGAUGUUUAUGAAUGGUUCAGAAUAUUACAAAGAUUUGAAUCUUUGGACCGUUGGGGAUGGGGUUACUUUGCCAGUUUGUACAAGUAUUUUUGUUUUACUCAUGAUUACUAUUACAGAUACGUCAUGGUACGGGAUUAUUUGGACUACAAGAUCAAACCAGAUUAUAGAACAAGAUUUGAUAAGUAAUAGUCAACAAAUUGGAAUUCAUUUAUCAACGGAUUUUUUUCUUCCGUUUGAAUUCGUUUCAAUAAUUCUUUUAGCCGCUUUGAUAGGUGCAAUUGCCGUGGCGCGACAGUAA